GAUAUUAGUACCCAAAUUUCAGUUCUUCCCUUUUCGUGAACUUCACAGCCGUCACCGUUGGUUCGUAUUUGUUGUUCACCAUUUGGAGUUGUGUAAUUGGUUCCAACUCUGAAGGAGAUGAUGGAAAGCGAGCAAAUCUUCGAGGUCGACCUCGGUAACCUAAUGGCCUUUGAUUCUCAUCAACCAUUUCCUUCUCAACAAUUCAGGUUCGUCCCUCCUUCUUCUUCUUCUUCUUGUAGCUCUUAUUUUGAUUUUAGAUUUUCAUGUGAUGUUUUUAAUUCAUUUUUUAGGGUUGAACUGGUGAACGAGUGUUUACAGAAAGGUACUGAGUUAGUUCAAGCCAUUGCUGAUUCUCUCUUUACUUUGCCCUCAACUCAAGAUAUUGAUGGACCCCUCGUUAAAUUGCCUCCACCAACUUCCAGAUUACCCAGAGAAAAUCAUUUCCCCAGGCCUAUGCCUCCUACUAAAUGGGAAGCUUUUGCUCAAAAGAAAGGCAUUAAGAAUCGGAAGAAGGACAAAGUUGUAUUUGAUGAGCAGUCUGGAACUUGGAAACGCAGACAUGGCUAUGACCGUGCCAAUGAUGAAGAAGCUAUACCUAUUAUUGAAGCUAAACCUACUGAUGAUCCAGAUGAGGAUCCUUUUGCCAAAAGAAGAGAAAACAAAAAGGGAAGAGUUGAUAAACAAGAGAAAAAUCGGCUACAAAACUUGAAGAAUGCUGCAAAGUUUGGGGCUUUACCCAGCCAUGUUCAGUUGGCUGCUACAUCUUUGCCCAUAACAGGAACCCAGGAAGCACCAAAGAAAGCUACCAAGGAUGAAUUGGGCAAUGUAGCAGGAAUUGCAGCAACUGCCACAGCUAGCGGUGGGAAAUUUGACAAGAAAUUGGCAGGAGAAAAGCCUGCACAACAUAAAGGAAAAUACCGAAAGUUCUUGCCGGUGGCAGAAGGAACAGGGAUCGGAUCACUUGAAAGGGAACAAACUGAAAAAAUAUUGAACAAGAUCAUGUCCAAGAAUAACCACGAUAUACUCAACGUUAACAAGGCUGUCACAGUGCACAAUGUGAAGAAAGAGAAAAACAGGAAGAGUGAUAAAUCCAAGGCUUCAUCAAGCAACAAAUUGAAACCUCAGAAGAAGUCUUUUAAAAAGGGAAAUGCAAAGAAAGGCAACCCAAAAGCACAGUAAUUUAGAUUUUAUUGAAGCUUGUAGUUUCUUGGGAACACUUUAUAGUGGUUUAGGGUUUUGUAGACGAAUAUUUCACAUAUCUAUUGCUAACCAUUUUUGCAUGUUGUUUAA
Vicia villosa (hairy vetch) is the source of this 1290-nucleotide messenger RNA. Its product is annotated as ribosome biogenesis regulatory protein homolog. NCBI's taxonomy places the organism in Eukaryota, Viridiplantae, Streptophyta, Magnoliopsida, Fabales, Fabaceae. The transcript is spliced from 7 exons. Gene Ontology annotation, biological process: ribosomal large subunit biogenesis; endonucleolytic cleavage in ITS1 to separate SSU-rRNA from 5.8S rRNA and LSU-rRNA from tricistronic rRNA transcript (SSU-rRNA, 5.8S rRNA, LSU-rRNA); ribosomal large subunit export from nucleus. Bases 118 to 1179 code for a protein of 353 amino acids. Gene Ontology annotation, cellular component: nucleolus; nucleus; preribosome, large subunit precursor. The record is from RefSeq and is a predicted model, not a curated record. Gene Ontology annotation, molecular function: protein binding.